Messenger RNA from Fusarium graminearum PH-1, 1731 nucleotides. RefSeq names its product succinate-semialdehyde dehydrogenase. NCBI's taxonomy places the organism in Eukaryota, Fungi, Ascomycota, Sordariomycetes, Hypocreales, Nectriaceae. The transcript is spliced from 5 exons. Gene Ontology annotation, molecular function: succinate-semialdehyde dehydrogenase (NAD+) activity. The record is from RefSeq and is a predicted model, not a curated record. The coding region runs from base 89 to 1573 and encodes 494 amino acids.
AUCUUUCCAUUCUUUGAUCCUUUGUUUCAGCACUUGAGCGAAUUUCUUCUGUUCUUGGAAAUCCUUUCGAAACGAAAUAAACAUCAUCAUGGCUGAAAACUACCACAAGGAGGUCAUUUCUGGCCUCAAGAACAAGAGCCUUUUCAUCCAGGACGCCUUUAUCAACGGCCAAUGGGUUGCCAAAGAGAACAAGUUUGAUGUCUUUGAGCCUUCUACUGCCACCGUCCUCGGUCAAGUCGCCAACUGUGCCCUCGAGGACUUCCAAACCGCCAUCAAGAGCGCCGAUGUCGCCCAGACAAAGUACUUUGACAGCACAACUGGCGCCAGCCGAGGUGCCAUGUUGAGAAAGUGGUAUGACUUGGUUCUCGCCAACCAAGAGGAUCUCGCCAAGAUCCUUUCUCUCGAAAACGGAAAGACCUACUCUGAGGCUCUCGGAGAGGUCAUUUACUCGGCCAGCUUUAUCUCAUGGUUCGCCGAGGAGGCUACACGAUCCUAUGGUGUCACAAUCCCCUCUUCAGCUCCUCACACUACACUCAUGACAAUUCGGGAGCCCGUUGGCGUCUGCGGUAUCAUCACCCCCUGGAACUUCCCCGCCGCCAUGAUCACCCGAAAGAUCGCUCCCGCUCUGGCCGCCGGAUGUUCUGUCGUCAUCAAGCCCCCUUCCGAGACUCCUUACUCCGCUCUCGCCUUCACCAAGCUCGCCAUUGAAGCCGGUCUUCCUCCUGCUACUAUCCAGGUUCUGCCCACGCGCGACCGUCAAGCUGCUACCGAGCUUGCUACCAACCCCCUCGUCAAGAAGAUCUCUUUCACCGGCUCCACUGGUGUUGGCAAGUACCUUGCUAAGCUUGCUGCUGGUACCCUGAAGAAGCUAAGCUUGGAACUCGGUGGCAACGCUCCUUUCAUCGUCUUUGAGGAUGCCGACCUCGACCUGGCUGCUGAAGGCGCUAUGUUCUGCAAGUUCCGAUGCUCUGGACAGACUUGCGUCUGCGCCAACCGACUCUACGUCCAGAAGAGCGUCGCUAAGGAGUUCACUGCCAAGCUCGUCGAAAAGGUCAACGCUCUAAAGAUGGGCGGUGGUCUCGACAAGACCACCACCCAAGGACCUCUUGUCAACAAGUCUGCCAUCGACAAGGUCAAGGAGCACAUCGCCGAUGCCACAUCCAAGGGCGCUAAGAUCGCUACCGGCGGCUCUACCCCCGACAGCCCUGGUUUCUUCCACCAGCCCACCGUUCUUACUGGUGUGACACAAGAGAUGGCCGUUGCUAAAGACGAGACAUUCGGUCCUCUAGCCCCUGUCUUCGAGUUCGACACAGAGGAGGAUGCCAUCCGUCUCGCCAACGACACAGAGUUCGGUCUUGCCGGAUACUUCUUCUCCAAGGACAUCAGCCGUGUCAUGCGUGUUGCCCACAAGAUGCAAGUCGGUAUGGUUGGUGCCAACACAGGCAAGAUCAGCGCUGCCGAGGCGCCUUUCGGCGGUGUCAAGGAGAGCGGUUACGGAAAGGAGGGUAGUCUGUACGGUAUGGCUGAGUACCAAAACAUCAAGUCCAUCACCAUCGGCAACCUCAACAACUAGAGUGGGAGUUACAUGAUGGGGCAUGAGAGAAGAUGCGGAAGAAGAAAAAAUGGAGGAGUUUGUUUAUUUAGCCAUGAUCAAUAAUGACGAGGCGAGACGCCUCACAGGAUAACGACUGGGAAAGAUCCCCAAAAUACAAAACAGUAAAAUUUCAUUAA